This is a messenger RNA of Psilocybe cubensis, 1698 nucleotides long. RefSeq names its product putative secreted lipase. The record is from RefSeq and is a predicted model, not a curated record. The coding region runs from base 1 to 1698 and encodes 565 amino acids. NCBI's taxonomy places the organism in Eukaryota, Fungi, Basidiomycota, Agaricomycetes, Agaricales, Agrocybaceae. The transcript is spliced from 12 exons.
AUGCUCUCUCUACUACCUAUCUUCUCUUUGAUUAUUCCGACUUUGGCUGUGCCCCAGGUCAAGCUUGGGAACACAGUCAUCACCGGCGCCUCAUUUUUAGAAUCAGGCGUCGAAUUUUUUGGCGGAAUACCAUUUGCACAACCACCAGUUGGAGAACUCCGCCUAAAGCCUCCUGUACUUGCUACUGUUCUCGACACCCCGACUUUUAAUGCCACGAAGUUCGGUCCGUCUUGUCUCAACACGGCCUUCCCUAAAGCUUUGGUUUCCGAGGAUUGCCUGCAGCUAAAUGUGUUUAGACCUACCAACGUUACUUCGAACGCAAAGAUUCCUAUUUUAUUUUGGAUAUACGGAGGCAAGCCCACAAGUCUUUGUUCCAAUGAAUGUCUAUUGAUUUGUUACAUUUCAGGAGCCUUUUCAGCCGGUGCUACUUUGAAAUACAAUGCUACCAGCCUUGUCGCUCAAAGCAUGACCAGGGGAACUCCCAUUAUAGUUGUCAGUGCGAACUAUCGACUUGGGCCCCUUGGGUUCCCUCCAACCGUAGAGGCUGCCAAGAAAGGGUCGCUCAACUUAGGAAUCAAAGAUCAAAUCGCGGCCUUGAAAUGGGUCCAAAAUAACAUUGAGAUUUUUGGAGGCGACAAAUCAAAGGUCACAAUCUUUGGAGAAAGCGCCGGCGGAAACUCUGUCACUCUUCAUUUCUUAGGCAAGCACAUAAAGGGUCUUGCCAGAGCAGCCAUAGCUCAAUCUGCUCCUAUUGUGCCUUCCUUCCUCCCAGGGAGGUAUCAAGACAGGUGGACGAGCUUCAUUUCUGCCAUACCUGAGUGCGCUUCGUUGGCCAAUUCCACCAACACAUUCGACUGCCUGCGCGGCAAUGUUACCACCGCUUCCCUUCUUCAAGGCUUCGCGGCCUCAACCACCGAUGUUCGAACAGACUUGACCUACUUCCCCACUAUUGAUGGACCGCAAGGUAUACUCCCAGACUUACCGACGAAAUUAAUCCCCACCGCACGCCUUCCAGUCAUCCUGGGUUCCAACUUGGAUGAAGGGACCUUCUUCAUUGACCAGCAUGUUAAUUCGACGGAGCAGAUCAGCAAGCAGCUUACUGAUCUCUGCAAACCCGCACUGCUUGGAGAAAAAUUGCUAAAUAAUGCAAUGAAGCAGAUACUGCGCCUCUACCCUGACAUUCCUGCACUCGGUUCACCGUUCAAUACAGGUAACCAAACGUUUGGGUUGAGCAGCCAGUACAAGCGCGGUGCAGCCAUCCUGGGAGAUUGGAUUUUCCAAGCGCCACGACGCGCAAUGUCAACUUCACUGAGAGAGCAGGGGAUCCCGGUGUAUGGGUACCAGUUCACAGAACCCACAGCAAUUUCACCAAUCGCUCCGGAUCCGAGGACAGUCGCUCCGGGAUCAAUUGCAGUCACUCAUGGUGCUGAGAUCCCGUUUGUGAUCACUGGGGUGACGAAUGGUACAGCGGCCGCAGAAGCUCUGCAAAUCAUGAUGCAAGACUACUGGAUCUCGUUUGCAGUUACGCUCAAUCCCAACGAUGGGAAAGGAAGUAACCGCCCAAAAUGGGAGGAAUAUUCCGUCUCCAAGCCUACUGUGUUGCAGCUGCAAGGUGGAGACGUCAAGGCCGUCCCAGACACUUACCGCGAUGCCCAGAUGCGGUUCAUAAAUUCGAUACCUCAUGUUUUCCAUCGUUAA